Molecule: messenger RNA, 1812 nt
Organism: Aspergillus oryzae RIB40
Lineage: Eukaryota; Fungi; Ascomycota; Eurotiomycetes; Eurotiales; Aspergillaceae
Product: protein phosphatase 2A structural subunit TPD3
Exons: 9
Coding region: 1-1812 (603 amino acids)
Biological process (GO): protein dephosphorylation
Cellular component (GO): cytoplasm; protein phosphatase type 2A complex
Molecular function (GO): protein phosphatase regulator activity
Source: RefSeq, a predicted model, not a curated record
AUGGAGAGUCAGGGUGAAAACGACGAGCUCUACCCUAUCGCCGUUCUUAUUGACGAGUUGAAGCACGAUGAUGUCCUCAUUCGUCUCAAUGCUAUUCACCGCGUUUCUACCAUUGCAUUGGCUCUAGGGGCUGAGAGGACCCGGGAGGAACUCAUUCCAUUUCUUGACGACUCUGUCGAGGACGAAGAUGAAGUUUUGACUGCGCUGAGUGAAGAACUGGGCAACUUCGUAGAAUAUGUUGGUGGUCCGGAAUAUGGGCAUGUUCUCCUUUCCCCCCUUGAGAACCUGGCCGCUAUCGAGGAACCUUUGGUUAGGGAGAAGGCUGUUGAAUCCCUCAACAAGAUCGGCGAGCAGCUUUCCGAGAAGCAGAUCGAAGAACAUUUCAUCCCUAUGGUCCUACGUCUGUCAAAAGCCGACUGGUUCACCUCGAAAGUCUCUGCAACGGGUCUUUAUUGCAUUCCAUACAAGAAGUCUGGCCAAGCGUUGCAGCAGAGUCUCCGGCAAUAUUUCGGAGGUCUGGUACAUGACGACACGCCUAUGGUGAGAAGACAGGCUGCCAACAACUUGGCGAAGUUUGUCAAGGAAAUGAAGACCCCAGUUGUCAUCGAAGAAAUGAUACCCCUAUUUCAAUAUCUGGCCAGUGAUGACCAGGACAGCGUUCGCUUGCUUACAGUUGAUAUUCUUAUCUCGAUCGCCGAGGAGAUCCCCAAGGAGCAGCAGCCUAGCCACGGUGUUUUGCUGACAUCCCUACGGAACCUCUUUGAGGAUAAGAGUUGGAGAAUCGCUAAAGCUGUUCACGAAGAAGUUAUCACUCGGGAUAUGGUACCCUCGUUUGUUAAGCUCUUGAAGGAUACAGAGGCUGAAGUCCGUACUGCGAUUGCUGGCCAGAUUCCAGGCUUCUGCAGCUUGAUCGACCGGGAGACACUGCUUAAUGAAAUAAUGACCAGCGUGGAAGACCUUGUUUCGGACCCAUCUCAGCACGUGCGUGCGGCUUUGGGUACUCAGAUUAGCGGACUUGCCCCGAUCCUUGGAAAGGAAGAGACCAUCGCUCACCUUCUCCCUAUGUUCCUCCAAAUGCUCAAGGAUGAGUUCCCUGAUGUCCGUUUGCACAUCAUUUCGAAGUUGGAGUUGGUCAACAAUGUUAUUGGCAUUGAGCUGCUCUCUCAGUCGCUUCUUCCCGCUAUUGUACAACUAGCGGAAGACAAGCAAUGGCGUGUCCGUCUUGCUAUCAUCGAAUAUAUCCCUCUUCUCGCCAGCCAACUGGGGGUUAAGUUCUUCGACGAGCAACUCAGCGAUCUUUGUAUGAGCUGGCUUGGUGACACCGUCUUCUCUAUCAGAGAGGCUGCCACGCAGAACUUGAGAAAGCUCACGGAGGUAUUUGGGGUUGACUGGGCUAAGGGUUCUAUAAUCCCGAAGGUUAUGGCCAUGGGACAGCACCCGAACUACCUUUACAGAAUGACAACUUGCUUCGCGAUCUCCACACUCGCACCUGUCGUCUCUUUAGAUAUCAUUGAGAACUCAAUUCUUCCCAUCCUGGACAGAUUGGUCACUGACGAGAUCCCAAAUAUUCGGUUCAACGUUGCCAAGUCUUAUGCUGUGUUGAUUGACACAUUGCGACGCUUGCCAGCGGAGGGGACUUUGGCUAACGUGGAAGGAAAGACUGCAACGCCAUCGCCGCGUAGUCAGGACCUUAUUCAGCAGAGAAUUAUUCCCAGCUUGGAGAAGCUUCAAGGGGACGACGAUGUGGAUGUCAGGUACUUCGCAACAACUGCUGCGGGCGGUAAUGACGAGGUCAUGCAGACUUCACCGUAG